CUCCGCAGCCGCGCCCCUUGCGGGGCAGGCUAUAAACGUGGCGCGGCGCCCGUGUGAGCGGUUCUCUGCCAGGUGCAGCCGCCGGAGCAGCAGCGUAAAGCGCCAGGGAGAGCAGCGCAGGAUGCCGGCGGUUCUCGGGUACUGGGACAUCCGCGGGCUUGCUCACUCCAUCCGACUGCUGCUGGAAUACACGGGCACAGCAUAUGAGGACAAGAUGUACAGCUGUGGGGAAGCUCCAGACUAUGACAAAAGCCAGUGGAUUAAUGAGAAGGAGAAGCUGGGACUGGAUUUCCCAAAUCUGCCCUACCUCAUUGAUGGCAAGAACAAGCUUACGCAGAGCAAUGCCAUCCUCCGGUACAUUGCCCGCAAGCACAAGUUGUGUGGCGAGACAGAGGAGGAGAUGCUGCGAGUGGACAUGCUGGAGAACCAGGCUAUGGAUUUCCGUAUGAGCCUUGUAAUGAUCUGCUACAAUCCCGACUUUGAGAAACUGAAGCCUGGCUACUUGGAGCAGCUGCCCGGGAAGCUGAAGCUGUUCUCCCAGUUCCUGGGGAAGAGGAAGUGGUUUGCUGGGGAGAAGAUCACUUUUGUUGACUUUCUCAUGUACGACGUCCUGGACCAGAACCGCAUGCUUGAGCCCAAGUGCCUGGAUCAGUUCCAAAACCUGAAGGAUUUUCUUGACCGCUUUGAGGCCCUGGAGAAGAUUGCAGUCUAUAUGAGCUCUAGCCGCUUCAUGAAGACUCCCAUCAACAACAGGAUGGCCAAAUGGAGCAACCAGAAGAAGUAGAUUUGUGUGGAGGGGAGGGGCUGGAGAGGAAUAAUCCAGAGCCCCCACUUGCUGUUUGUGUAUGGACUCCCUCAGAUCGGAUGUUGUGAGGGGGUGAACGGUUGACUCUGUUAAGUGGCAGCUUUAGUGAAUUGCUCUCAGUGGAACCAUCACUAAACGUGUGUAGUAACCCUACUCUGAAAUGCCCAGCCAAUAAAAUGUUUAGUAAUUGCAUAA
Molecule: messenger RNA, 1000 nt
Organism: Caretta caretta (loggerhead turtle)
Lineage: Eukaryota; Metazoa; Chordata; Testudines; Cheloniidae
Product: glutathione S-transferase Mu 1-like
Biological process (GO): glutathione metabolic process
Molecular function (GO): glutathione transferase activity
Source: RefSeq, a predicted model, not a curated record